Messenger RNA from Aedes aegypti (yellow fever mosquito), 549 nucleotides. RefSeq names its product protein PXR1-like. The transcript has 4 exons. Lineage: Eukaryota; Metazoa; Arthropoda; Insecta; Diptera; Culicidae. The record is from RefSeq and is a predicted model, not a curated record. The coding region runs from base 1 to 549 and encodes 182 amino acids.
AUGGUGGGGACAAGAACGACAACAACCAACAACGACAAGAAGGACAAGGAGAACAAAAAGUACAAGAAGGACAAGAAAGACAGGAAGGAAAAGGAGUACAAGAAAGACAAGGAGGACAAGAAGGACAAAAGGAAAGGGAAGGACAAGCAGGAUAAGAAGGACAAGAAGGACAAGAAGGACAAGAAGGACAAGAAGGACAUGAAGGUCAAGAAGGACAUGAAGGACAAGAAGGACAAGAAGGACAAGAAGGACAAGAAGGACAAGAAGGACAAGAAGGACAAGAAGGACAAGAAGGACAAGAAGGACAAGAAGGACAAAAGGAAAGGGAAGGACAAGCAGGAUAAGAAGGACAAGAAGGACAAGAAGGACAAGAAGGACAAGAAGGACAUGAAGGUCAAGAAGGACAUGAAGGACAAGAAGGACAAGAAGGACAAGAAGGACAAGAAGGGCAAGAAGGACAAGAAGGACAUUAAGGACAAGAAGGGCAAGAUGGACAAUAUACACAAGAUAGAAAGGAGGAACGAAAACGAGAAGGAUGAAAUGGGUUAG